UUAGUUAGCCUGUGCGUCUCAGAGGGCUCUGGUUGCGAUACGUGGCUUCCAUCAGUAGGAGUUCAUCAGCUGUCACAAUUUUCGCAAUGAAUCCUGAUUUCGAAGGUCGGGAUUUAUGAGGACUGCCAGGCACUGCUGCUAUCCUUACAUGCGUGAUUGUUGCCUAACAUGUGAUACGAGAUGGCCGAACUGGACCGUAGCCUGACAGCGAUCGACUGGCUGCCUUGCCUCAACGCUCAGCGAGCCGCGGCUCCGGACGCGAUAGCGCCCAACAACGCCAUCAAAGACGCAGCCUCCUCCUCACCUACCAGGGCCAAAGAUGGAAAACCUCCUUACAGUUACGCGAGUUUGAUUCGGCUUGCGAUCGGCAAUGCACCAAAACAGAAAAUGACUUUGUCUGAGAUCUAUCAGUUCAUCAUCGACCAUUUCCCCUACUACAGAGAGGCAGGAACUGGUUGGAAAAAUUCGAUAAGGCAUAAUUUGUCUUUGAACAAAUGCUUCACCAAAGUUCCUCGUUCUAAGGACGACCCCGGCAAGGGUAGUUAUUGGGCGAUCGAUUACAAUUACAGCCAAGACGAUGGCUUUUCCAAGAAGAAAAAGAACUCCCAGCUAAUGAGAACGAAUUCAGAUGGCAAACCCAAGGAGCGGCGCCAAAAAAGGGCAAAAGCAUCGCCGUACAGUCCCGAGUGCAGCAGCAACAGCAGCGACUUCAGCCAGCAGCAGCUGAAGGCAGGCCUGCCGCUAGAGCCGCUGAAGAGCGAGUGGGGUCCGCCGCAGCCGCCCCCGCCGCCGCACCAGUGGCCACCCCCGCCGGACGCGGCCGCCGCGCCGAUGAUGCCGAUGAACGGAUGGCGCGGCGGCGAGUGCGGUCCGCGGGUGCCGCUGGGCCCGCCGUGCCCCCUGCCGCCCCAGCAGCAGCAGCACUACCCGCAGGAGGAGCUGGGGGGGCCGCGGCCCCCGAUGGGCUCGGACCAGGCGGCCGCCUACAGCCUCGGCGUGUCGGACCCGAGCGAGCUCUCGGCCGUCAUCACCGGCAUGCUGACCCAGUUCGGCGUGCACCCCGCCGCCCCCGGGGGCGGCGCCGGCGGCGAGCUGCCCGACGUGGUGCCCACGCACCCCCAGCACUACCCCCAACAGCAGCAGCAGCAGCUCGACUGCCACUUAAAACAGGAGUACUACGAGUACGCGCCCGCGCACCACCACCAGCAGCACCAACAGCAGCAACAACACGCGCGGGUCGUGCACCACGAGGCGGCCGGCCCUUACGACAGGCAGCACGAGGACGCCUUCAACUGGGACAAGCUCAUCUAGACCCCCACGCGUCAGCCCCACGCCCCCUCGGAGUAGCACGCUAGCGGUAGCAGCGGCCCUUCCCGAAUAACACCCGUUUCGUGUUCUGGCGUCCCCAACCUGGUCCUGGUUGAAAGGGUUUCCGCUCCUCCCUCGUCAGGGCUCUCAAUCCACCCGCUUUUAAAGAUGCUGGGAUGUUAAAAGUGCAAUAUUUUGUGUAGGCGUCUGAUUGAACGUUUCCCAAGCUCUGUCGACGGAGGAAUCAUUACUGGAAUGGGAUUUUUAUUGAUUUCACUCUGUCAUUUAGACGUUAUAUCAAGUCAAACUUUUAUCAGCUUAGCCAAAAACAUUUUAUUCAUUUUUCUGAAAACAAAUCGUUUAUGUCGAGGAAAAAAGUCCAAUCUCCAACUGGUCCCGAUUAGGGAUGUUCCCUUCGACUUUGGCACCGGGGAUUUUGGUAUUAAUGGCGGUAUUUAACGAAGUUUCUGAGCUCACCAAUCGAUUCCUGAGGGUCGAAUCAGGUAAAAUGGAUGUUGUUUUCGAUCUAAAAGUCCAACACGACGCCAAAAAAUAUACUCUUUACGUAAUUUGCCCCUCAGGAAUCGAUUGGUGUGUUCAGAAUCUUUGUCAUAGACGGUCUUUAAAAAUACCAGAUUUUUUAUGUACGUGUAACCGAAAUUCUCGGCAUCGAAACAGCCAAAAUCGGGGGGCGUAACCGAGGAAAUACAAUAUGGGGGAGAACAUGGUGGUUCGCCGCUCAAAGGGGGCGUGGUGCGCUGCCAUAUUGUAUUCCCUCGGUUACGCCCCUCGAUUUUGGCUGUUUCAACGCUGAUCAUUGCAGUUUCACGCUCAUCACCCGAUCAAAGUAAACACAGUCAGGGAAUUUUGAGAUCAGACUUUUUCCGCGGCACGAACGAAAUUCGAAAAAACAUUGGUGCUGCUUAAAAUCGAUAAUAUCCCAUUCAAAGCCAACUCGAUGAUGUGAUAAUUAUUUGUAACUCUAUCGAAACAAUGGAGAAUGGCUCUCUUCCGACAAUUCACCCCAUGACAAAGUAAAAACGGGAAACCCCCUCGAUCCAGGCCUUGUCGCUGCGCCAGAAGGGAAGUUAGGACAAGUUGGCAUGCCUUAAUAACAUUAUUACUUAGCGUUGAUUAUAUAUUGAUGAAGUACAAUCGUUAGAGUACACUGUUGAAUUGCAAAGGAUCUGUUUGAGUUUCAUGUGAUUGGGUUGUGAUGUUGAGUGCAGUCGAAGGCUUGCUUAGCGAAACAGAAAAAGAAAAAGAAGGAACUGCGUCAGUUCUGAUCAGGCAUUUGAUUGAUGCAAAUGACAAACAAAAAAUGAAACACAUGCAGGAAGGAUUUAAGAGGAUGAGCUGUAUCGUGAGAUAUACGCACGCAAAUUUCGACGAUUCGGUUUUUUAAGUUGUUUCUUUUUGUAAGCUGGUCUGUGUUUUAGGUUUAAAGUUCGAGCACCUUGUAAAUUUUCUAUUAUCGGCAUAAUUUUACGGAAAAGUCGGUUCAAACUCCCUCGGUUCGUUGAUUUUCCGUCGCGCAGGGGAGCAACUUGAAGUUCAAAGGGUGGAUCGAUACAAAUUUUGCGUUCGAGUACGUUAAGUUGUAAGGCUCCGAUCGUUUGAUACCUGAACAACACACACUUUUAUCAGUGAACAGUACAAAGAUGUGCCGUGUUAGCAAAACUUGUGUUUUUUUUUGUUUCUUUCUUUUUGUCGUCGUGUCUUUUGCUUUAUUCUUCUCUAAUUAAUGUUACGAUUCCCUUAAGUUUUGCGAGUGGAUGAACUGAGAGUUGCUCAAACAGUUUACUUCUUUUAGAGCUGGAAUACUCGCCACCCCCUGUCCCGUGCCCCUCCCCGUCUUACCCCCCGAACAUCUGAUUUUAUUACGAUGAUAUAGAAUUAUUAUACCUAUCUAUAUAUGAUUUAACAAAAGAUUGAGAUUUAGUUCUAGACCGCAGGUCCAAAGGCUGAUAUUGUACUACUAUUUAAGGAGAAUGGGCCUGACCUGAUACCUCAUUGUGUCCCCCCUUGUUUUUUUUUGUAACUACUGCCAAGCCCGCCACGCAAUAUAUAUACCCCCACGCUCUUUGGUUAACGGACAUUAUUCGAGAGAUUCGUCAAACAAACAAACCAACUAACUCACUCACUCAACCGGGCAGCCGGGAUUUCUUCCAUGCGUCCAGAUUUACGAAAACCAAGCGGAAACAUCCCUGUCCAGCUAAAAAAUCAUUUUUCGCAGCACUUCCUGUCCGAGGACGGGGACUAGUGUGGGAAAAAACAAAAACGACCCCUGAAGUCUCCUCUUGAGUUAUUUUUAUUAAAUUUCUCCACCUCCCAGAGCUUAAGAGUCCUUUGGUCUUUUUUCAAAUAAAAUCACCUCCUGUCCGAGGACGGGGACUAGUGUGUUAAAAUCAAUAAUGCGAACUAAAUCGUGCUUUUAACUUGCUUUAUUGUAUUGAGGAAGGAGAUCCAAUGUGUUUUAACUUGUGCCCGUCAAGCGCGCUUUCAACAUAAAAACGUUGUGUUGAAAUUUUUAUGGUGGCAGCGACUAGUUUUCGGAAUAAUUAUCUUUUCCGUUCUGGCCUGUCAGCAGCCAUGUCAAUUUCCGUUUCACCGCUUUGGUUUUUAAUUUUUUAAUAUUAUUGUGAAAAUCAGGACGCAUUUUGGAAUUUCCCAGGUGCCGUGGUGGCCCCGCCCCGCUGCACACAAUCACAUUCUGCGAUCGAGACUGUGUUCCAAGACCUAACGACCAAAAAUAUACACUUUUGUUGAUCGAGUCGCGAGUUUCUCGAGGCAGUCUUGAGACGAAUUAAUUAAUUUGAGCGCGAAUUUAUGUAUACCUUCUAUGUUGAUAUUUUACUGAGUCACAGAGGACCGACCGGAAGGUAUCGAAGAGACAUAAUUAUGCUUACAAACAACAACAUUAUUUUAUUUCAGUGGCUAGUCAUAUUACAUUAUUUUCUAUGCUCCCGGUAGACCUCUUUUGUUUUGUUGGUUUUUCGCCACGCCAGACUGCUAAGUACCUUUUUAAUUAAUUUACAGUAAAUAAAUGCGCUCCGAUGAUUAAAUGUUCACUCAGCUCGACAGGAAUUUAUCAGCUGCCAAUACUUAAGUCAGUACAAACUCGUUUGUCGUCCGCAAUUUUCCCCCCUUUUGAGAAAAAAAAAGAUCAACCAUUUGCAACUUUUUUAAUACUUUCAAUUUUAACACCAUCAUUUUUUGCUUCUCGCGGUUCAGUUUAUGAAUUUAUUAUGAUAAUAAUAUUUUAUUACAAUUAUUAUUUCUACGAUAAUAUGUUUACUGUAUAGAUUUAUUUUAUUAAAUAUCGCGUAUACGGGUUUAGUACUUUAUACACAUACACGAUUCUUUUUCGUCUCUCUCAUCAAUGCAGGUGUCAUAAUUGUUUAGUUGUUACUUAAAAUAUACAUUAUUUCGUCCGCAACUCAGCACCUAUCCCCUCCCCUCCUCUCUCUCACUCAGUAUUAAAACAACAACAACACGCGAGUCGAAGUGUGCGAACGGAAAUUUCUCGUCUUUUUUUCCUUUCGGUUAAUUCUCUCCCACUAAUUGUAUGUAAAAAAGAAAUUCGCGCGCGAAUAGUUAAAGUUAGGAUUUAGCGGUACUUAAAAGAUAAAACGCGCGAGAGAACGGUGGGUUGUUAAUGGUUUAUAGAUUAGAAAUGAAGUUGCUUUGCCAGCCGCGAAAGAAGAUGAAGAAGAGAUUGUUAUUUGUUGGGACAUUCGAUGGAGGAACGAACUUCUUUCUGAAACAAUUAACAACUGUGAUACAACAACACGUGGUUUAGUUUUUUUCACCAGGCUUUGUAAAUUUCCGCUGAAAGCCCUGAUAGCGUUUGUAUGUCGUUCAUUCUGCCCCCACUCUAAACAUGUAAGAAGACAGGAAUUUCAAUCUGAUAAUUAUACGUGCAAUUAGUAAAAAAAGAGGAAAUGGAAAUUACUGUCACACACACUCGUUUUGUAUCAAAAUAAUGCAAUUGUAUAACUAUCUGUGCAAAAGUUCCGCCGAAUUGGCACUCUUUCACUUUUGUUACUUUAGAAAUGUGACGCACGGGGAUUUUUCUUGACAAACAAACCUAAAAACAUCCGGAAAAUUUUAAAACAAGGUGAAUUUUCUGUUAUGAAAGCGAGUUAUGCGCUGUUGAAAAGCGAUCUAUUUCACGCGGCGGAGGAUUAUGGACGUUCUGAUUGGCCGGCGGCGUUAUAUGCUCAUCCACAGUCCUCCGCGGCGCGAAAUAGAUCGCUUUUCGACAGCGCAUAGCUCGCUGACCACUAAACACUGGAAACUCGCCUCUGAGGGAAUGAAACUAAUGCGUUUUUUCACUGCAAUUGGUCGUAUUUAAAUUAAAAAUCCGUUGUUUUAAGGCGUUAAUGAGAGAAAAAUUCCCUGUGCAAAAGUGCUGUCGCUUGUGGGACCAGUCCUUGCUUCGGCAGAGCAACAGCAAUAAUUAAAAUAAACCAUACAAAUAUGAUUAUAUUAUUAUUAUAAUUAUCGUAAUGCGAAUACUUAAUUAAAAC
Cloeon dipterum is the source of this 5840-nucleotide messenger RNA. Its product is annotated as forkhead box protein J2-like. The record is from RefSeq and is a predicted model, not a curated record. Gene Ontology annotation, cellular component: nucleus. Gene Ontology annotation, molecular function: RNA polymerase II cis-regulatory region sequence-specific DNA binding; DNA-binding transcription factor activity, RNA polymerase II-specific. The transcript has 6 exons. The coding region runs from base 181 to 1311 and encodes 376 amino acids. Gene Ontology annotation, biological process: regulation of transcription by RNA polymerase II. NCBI's taxonomy places the organism in Eukaryota, Metazoa, Arthropoda, Insecta, Ephemeroptera, Baetidae.